This is a messenger RNA of Ficedula albicollis (Collared flycatcher), 4353 nucleotides long. It is a transcript of the gene ZXDC, whose product is annotated as ZXD family zinc finger C. The transcript has 11 exons. Gene Ontology annotation, cellular component: nucleus. The record is from RefSeq and is a predicted model, not a curated record. NCBI's taxonomy places the organism in Eukaryota, Metazoa, Chordata, Aves, Passeriformes, Muscicapidae. Gene Ontology annotation, biological process: regulation of transcription by RNA polymerase II. The coding region runs from base 1 to 2181 and encodes 726 amino acids. Gene Ontology annotation, molecular function: transcription coregulator activity.
AUGAGCCGCUGCCCGCUGUGCCACUCCCUGGCCCGGGGCAGCCCCGCUCCGUCCCGUCCGAGCGCUCCACUCUCCGGGUUUCCCCGGCGCCGCUCGCGCCGCGCCCGCUCCGCGGUUCCGCGCUCCGCGCUUCCGAUGCGGCCCGCGCCGGCCCCGCCCCACGGCUCCGGUUUCAGGCGCUGCUACAGGGACCCCCAAGAUGGAAACCCCGCGGCGGCGCGGCCCUUCGGCUGCCCCGUGCCGGGCUGCGCCUGGUCCUUCGCCACGGCCUACAAGCUGCGGCGGCACCUGCACUCGCACGACAAGCUGCGGCCGUUCGCCUGCGCGGCGCCGGGCUGCGCCAAGCGCUUCACCACCGUGUACAACCUGCGGGCGCACAGCCGCGCCCACGAGCAGGAGGCGGCGCACAAGUGCGAGGCGUGCGGGCAGCGCUUCCCCAGCGCCGCCCGCCUCGCCGCCCACCGCCGCCGCAGCCACCUGGAGCCCGAGCGGCCCUACCGCUGCGACUUCCCCGGCUGUGAGCGAACGUUUAUCACAGUGAGUGCAUUAUUCUCCCACAAUCGAGCCCAUUUCAGAGAGCAAGAGCAGUUCUCCUGCUCAUUCCCUGGCUGUAACAAGCAGUAUGACAAGGCCUGCCGACUGAAAAUCCACAUGAGGAGUCACACAGGUGAAAGACCUUUUAUCUGUGACUUUGAAGGCUGUGGCUGGUCUUUUACCAGUAUGUCCAAGCUUCUGAGGCAUAAAAGGAAACAUGAAGAUGACAGGAGAUUCAUGUGCCCAGUAGAAGGCUGUGGGAAGUCCUUCACCAGAGCAGAACACUUGAAAGGCCACAGUAUAACGCACCUUGGUACAAAACCAUUUGAGUGUCCAGUAGAAGGCUGUUGUGCAAAAUUUUCAGCAAGAAGUAGUCUGUAUAUUCACUCCAAAAAGCAUCUUCAGGAUGUGGACUCGUUAAAGACUCGGUGCCCUGUUUCCAGCUGUAAUAAACUGUUCACUUCCAAACACAGUAUGAAGACACACAUGGUCAAACACCAUAACUUCAGCCCAGAUCUCCUAACCCAGCUGGAAGCAACCAGCUCCCUCACCCCCAGCAGUGAACUCACUAGUCCAGGGCAGAGUGAUCUCAGCAACAUCGACCUCGUGUCCCUGUUUUCCAACGUGUCCAGUAACAAUUCUGGGAUUACGACGGACAUGGCGCUGGUGAACUCUGGAAUCGUCACGAUCGAUGUCGCUUCAGUGGGCUCGACGCUGGGGGGGAACCUGUCUGUCAGUACCAGUUCCCUGAGCCAGGCAGUUGAUCCCUUGAUCCUGGUGGCGAGCAGUGACAUGCCCCAGAGUCUGGACAGUUCUCUCCUGCUGGGAACCAGUGCAACGGUUCUGCAGCAAAGCACUUUAAAUUUGGAUGAUGUACAGACUGUCAAUGCCGAAGCCUUGGGUUCGCUGGCGUCCCUGUCAGUGAGGAAUUCCAGUCAGGAUGUGCACGGGUUGACAUCCAGCAAUAAUUUAACAAUAGACACGGCCACUUUGAUUCCUUCCAGUGGCCUCAGCAGCACCAAUGUGCCUGAGUUACUGACACCUGUUAAAGCUGAACGGAAUUUGCUUCCCAGCUCAGAUGUGGUUGGUCAGCAGGAGGGCAGCAAAGUGGUGACACAGUUUGUGUUCUCCAACCCUCCGGGGAGUUACAGUGCACAGAAGGAAAUGGAUCUUGGCGCAGUGACUGGCAGCUCAUUUUUGGAGAGCUGUGGGUCUGCAAGAACAGACUACAGAGCCAUUCAGCUGGCCAAGAAAAAGAAACAAAAAGGGAAUGGCAGCAGCACAGGGGCAUCUGGCUCUGGUCAGAGGAAAAACAAGGGUGGUAAAGUAAGCCCUACCAACUUUUCUUCAUCUACUUUUGGCAGUCGACUGGGUGGUAACAUAGUUCUGCCAAAUGGAGGGCUGACAAUAAGGGACCCUGCCACUGGAGCCCAGUAUGUGCAAAUUCAGCUUCUUCAGGAUGAUUCGCCAGGAGAGGGAGAUCUUCCCUUUCAGCUGAGCUCUCAGUCUUCCUCGUCACAUUCUCAGCUUACAGUGGAUUUACCUGUUCACAUACUUCAGGAGCCACACAAUUCCACUGAAGAUGAUGCAGGUUCUGAUAACUCUCAGUUCACUGGAAGCACAAUAAAUUUACAGGAUCUGGAAUGACCAUUAUUAAGAACAGUUACUUGAAAACAAUUUGGGCAAUCAUGACAGAAUGAGAUUACUGUGUGGGUCUUUUUCCAAGGAAAAUACGAAAAGUAGGAGAACUGAAAUCUGGUUGCACUUUUUGUGAUUUCCUUAAGACAGUUGCAGCUGAAAGAUUUUCUUUAAAAAUGUAAAUCCCACUUGAUGUGCCUGUGUAAGAUACCCUGUCUGCCUGGUGGUUGGGAGGCUGAGGCAGACUGCUGUACAGUGUUGUUUCAGGGAGAAGUACUUUAUUACACUUCAAACUGAGGUAAUAUUUACUGUUUUCACAGGAAAGAAGUAUUCCACAGCUAACAAGUGCAAAUUUAUAAUCCUGCCUACAACAGUUAAAACUUUCCUUCCACUUGUCUCCUGGAGCCAGUGGCAUCAAGGAAUUAAGAGCUAAAUUUUGCAAGUGUUUACCACACACACAAAAAAUGGAUAGUUUCGGCCCCUGUGUUUGGCAGAAAACCAGAAUAAAGUGUCACAUGUAACAAAAUUAAUCUUCUAUGCCAUGAAAAUGAAAUGCUCUAAAAUCUUUGUUUUAGAAAGCUAGAUUCUAAAUGUUAACUUAGCUGUGAAUCAGUUUGUAGCUCAUGUUGAGUUUCUCCCUUUCCUUGCUCCUGCAUCCCAAAUAUUUUGCUGAAUUCUUCCAGCAAAACUUGAAAAAGAAAACUGCAAUAGAGCUGUACUCACUGUAAGUGAUUAGCUAAGAGUCCAACAGCAUCUGAGAGAGGUUUGUUUUAUCUUUGUGUUCCCUUUUUUGGGAGGAAUGUUGACCGUCAUGUAAGUUUAAGCACCUUGAUUUUUAUCUCAUCUAUAAACCGCUGCCAAGUUACCUGUGAACUGCUCACUACCUUUUUAUUUAGGGUUGUUUGGUGUUUUUGAUUUGUUAAUUGAAAACUGUUAACACGUGUUCUUUAUUGCUAUCCCAGAGUGUCACAUGCACCUGGAUGGUUUACAAAAUAUGCAGUUGUCAGAGUAUUUUGUAAGGGGGAAACAGUUGUUGCCCAGGAAGAUUUGCCCCUGAAAAACUGCAGUUUCUCUUGGGGGUGGGGGGAGAGGUUGUAUGUACUUUACUUACCUGGAUUGCAGACACCUAAAUAAGUAUAGGGUUGUGUAGGGGAAAUAAAACCACCUUUGGUUGCGUUUUAAGGUAAUAAUUUAAAUGUUUCCUAUGGUGAUGUUCUGAAUGCCUGUAAAAGUAUGUAUAGGAGUUUGAUAAAAGGCUGUUUGUACUUUUUUUUAUUCUCAGUGAGGUGUAUGUAUGCACGUAUGUGUAUUUUUUUUUUUUUUACAAAAUAAGAUAUGUCACAGAGAAGAACGUUGUGAUCUUUUUAAUCUUGCACAUAUUUAUUUAUUUUACAGUUAUACUGAUGUUAAAUUCACAUGAGGUCGUUCAGAAAUGCUUUUACUUCCUGUGCCUUUUGAACUAUGUAUGUGUCCAUAUAAAUGCAUUUUGAUUGCAGACUUGGGGAGGAAAAAAGCAUACAGGUUACAACGAACUUCAGCUCCUGAUUUGUAGGCAGUAUUAUAUCUCUGGUUGAACCAGCUUUAUUUUUCUAUCUUUAGCCUAACUGAGCAUUGAGAUCUCUCUGUUCCUCUCACUCUUGAGUUUACAGCUUAUAUCCAGGGAAAGUCUGAACCCUCUCAGGCUGGGUUUUCAAACCAGUUGGUAGCUGAGGUCUGCCUGGUGGCUCUGACUGCAGCAUGGAGUCCAUUCCUGAGAGGUGGAAAGACUGAGGAGGAAUUGUGCUGAAGGGAUUUGCGCUAGUGGUCACCGUGCUCUCCCUGGAAGCUGAGACACCUUGAGCUCCCAAUGCCUGCAUUAUUCUGUUUUCAAGGACCAUACCAGUUUGUAAUCCAUUAAAAUGGCCAAGGAACACUCCAUCUUUUUAUGGGACUUGCAACCAAAUCUUUCUACUUCUGAAAAUGUACCUCACUCAGCUUUGUAAGUGAAUGUAAAGUGCUAACCUCUUGAGGGCGGAAACUUGGAUCACUUGGCUUGGGCUCCAUUGCUGGCAAUGGAUACCUGAAGAACUGCUGGUGCAAAAGGGUUAAUAAAGCUUUUUUUUUAUGGUCAGUUUGUCACUGGGUAUUGUUCUUUUCAUGGAUGCAUCUCACACAAAGUUAAUUACUGGCAGCUUGAUUUUC